CGCCGGGGCCGGCUUGGGUUGGGGGGCUUCGCUUGCGGGGCACCGGCGAAGCGUGGCCCAGCCCGGGACUCUCAGGCUUUGCUGGAAAAUGAUUGCUUUGGGGGUGGUGCUUAUUAGCCACCGCUUGCCCUAGUUUAAAGCGUAAGGCAGGGCUGCCUUUGGGAUUUUUCUGCUCUGAAGAGACACUCUCUGCUUGCAGCUGAGUUCUUUAUGCUUAGAUUUGUGUAUGUCGUGGCAUUUUUAAUGCUAGAUGUCAGAGGUGAUAAAUGGCCGUGGUAAUGGGGAGCCCGUGCAGCACCUGCUGGGCUGACUGUGGUGCAGGCUGUCUGCGGGUGGGAUGGGGAAAUGAAACGUGACAGAGAUCCUGUUUGGUUAUUCUGCUGAAGUUAUCAUGUUUCUGUUUAAGUAUACCAGUUCUAGAACAAGUUGAUAAAUCCAGUUGUAGGACUUUGUGAUAGAAGAGAUUGGGGUGGCAAAGUGACCCAGGAUGACCUGGUUUGGCUAAGAAUGUUUGGGGUAGCCUGAGUAUGUCUUCCAUAUCCCUUUGGCAUGUUCACUUUUUCGCUGUCACAAAUGCCCUAGUACUUGAAUCAUCCUGGGAUAGGAAAGAAGCUUGGGGACAGCAUUUAGCACAGGCCUGAGCCCAAGAUUGAGAUGGUUUCAGAUGAACAAAUACGUAGCUAGGAAAAGGAAAAUAAUGUUUUUGCUAGCGGGGUUGGUAGUUGAGAGGAUUCUCUCUAGUAUCAGUAAUGGCUGAUGGUCAUUACUGAUAUUAGAUUUUGUGUAAUGCCUUAGAUACGAAGGGUGGGGUGGUGGGUAGCCAUAGGUGCCAUUUCAAAGUUUUGUAAUUUGAAUUUGCAUAAAUCAUAUUUAACCAAAGCAUUACUUCAUAAAGGAAUCUUGGGGUGAACCCUCUGAAUCCCUCAGUGUGUGUUGGAUUUUGAUAUUUGGGGCCAAUUUAAAAUGUAAUACAUGUAUUUAUUUGGAUUCAGCUUUACCUUGGAGAUAAUCCUGAGUCAUGCUUUAAAGAAGUUCCUUCUGAGAUCAAGAGCUCAGAUGUCUGGUGGGCUCUGUAAAAGCUGGACACGCCCAUUUACCUGGAUAGAGUUCUUCUGGAGCUCUGGGGAGAUUGGAAGCUAAUUAAGGGGGCUUCUUUUCCAUAUUUGCCCUGUCUCCCUGCCAAUGCUCUAAAUUACUUACGUUUACACGCUCAGGUUUCUCAGUGUACCACAGAAAUUUUGUUUAUGCUACUGCCACUCCUAUUUUCACAUUUGUGUAAUACUUGCCAGUUUACAGACGAUUUUAUAUUCAUAAUCUCACUUAUUUUCUCCAUUUCCCCAAAGCAGAAGCUGGGCAUAAAGGAUGAUUUUCUCAGGGUCUCGUAAUUAGUAACAGAGCAGAAUUGAGAAUUGGGAUACAAGGCCCCCCACCCCCAGUUCUCUUUCCUUGUCCUGAUCUGAUACCCUGUGGGCCAGUUUUUGCCUUUGUGUUGUGUCUAAAUGGUGCAAUUACUUCUGGGAAGGUGGUAUUAUCAGGUUUUAUCUUGUGGAGACUGAGGGUAGGAGGAAUUUUAUUAUUUUGAGGACUUUUAUAAUGCUAAAAUUAUAAAUUUUAGUAUUUUAUGAUUUUAUGAGGAAUUUUAUGAUACUAAAGAGUUGUCAGUCAACUCGUUAGUGUUAAGAUCACUUUCAAGCUGUAGCUCCUUUUCUUCUAGACCACAUGGUUGAGAGAGGAGAGAGAAAAGAAUUACUUUUAGAAAAAAAUCCAUUUCUGCAGUGGUCUUGUUAAGGGUAAUUUAACACUAUAAUCACAUUAUCCUUGUAUGCCUGGCUACUUGUGCUGGCCUGUAUGUGGAUGUUAACCCAAAAGACUCCUUUAGAUGUCGCUGAACUAGUUACUAUAAAAAGUAUUUCACUUUCAAACUCCCACGUUUCAAAAACAGAGAAACUCAGUAUAAAGGCGAUUUUGAAGUUUCCCUGGAACCUGGGCUCUUAGACGCAGCGCUGGAGCAGAUGGAUAAUGGAGACUGGGGCUAUAUGAUGACUGACCCAGUCACGUUAAAUGUAGGUGGACACUUGUAUACAACGUCUCUCACUACAUUGACGCGUUACCCGGAUUCCAUGCUUGGAGCUAUGUUUGGGGGGGACUUCCCCACAGCUCGAGACCCUCAAGGCAAUUACUUCAUUGAUCGAGAUGGACCUCUUUUCCGAUACGUCCUCAACUUCUUAAGAACUUCAGAGUUGACUUUACCCCUGGAUUUCAAGGAAUUUGAUCUGCUUCGGAAAGAAGCAGAUUUUUACCAGAUUGAGCCAUUGAUUCAGUGUCUCAAUGACCCUAAGCCUUUGUAUCCUAUGGAUACUUUUGAAGAAGUUGUGGAGCUGUCUAGUACUCGGAAGCUUUCUAAGUACUCCAAUCCAGUGGCUGUCAUUAUAACCCAAUUAACCAUCACCACCAAGGUCCAUUCCUUGCUAGAAGGCAUCUCAAAUUAUUUUACCAAGUGGAAUAAGCACAUGAUGGACACCAGAGACUGCCAGGUUUCCUUUACCUUUGGACCCUGUGAUUAUCACCAGGAAGUUUCUCUUAGGGUCCACCUGAUGGAAUACAUUACGAAACAAGGUUUCACGAUCCGCAACACCCGGGUGCAUCACAUGAGUGAGCGGGCCAACGAGAACACAGUGGAGCACAACUGGACUUUCUGUAGACUAGCUCGGAAGACAGAUGACUGAUCUCCAACCCCGAGAGAAGUUUCUGGAAACUGACUCUCCAGGAAAUGGAAGAGACUGAUUUUUUUUUUUUUAAUCACAGUGUGAGAUUUUUUUCUUUUAAAUAUUUGUAUUUAUUUGAAGGCAGUGAGGACCAGAAGGAAGUUUUGUGCUUUAGCAGACUCCUCCAUGUUUUGUUCCCUUCACCCUGAGUAUGCAUGUGCCUGUUCAGAGUCUCCAGAUACCUUUUUUAUAAAAAGAAGUCUGAAAUCAUUAUGGUAUAUAAUCUACCCUUAAAGAGCUUUUUUUAUUACAGUGCUAAAAUGAUUUCUGAUAAAAUGGUCCCUAACUUAACUAGAAGGCUAAAAAUACAGGAAUGGAAGAAUAAGCAGAGUACUCAUGAUGCCUUUGAGAAAAAUCAAAACAUCAAGUAGGGUGACCUAGUUUCCAAAACAAUAACUAGUAUUGUAAUAUUAAAGGAAAACUGUUCCAAUCAUUUAAAAGUACUUAUUAAGUACUGGUUUUUACAGUUAUGACAACUGUUUCUUUCUAUGCAUAUAAAUCAAGGAACCAAAUAUCUGUAGCCAUGGAAAUGUCUAACUAGAAAUAUUUAUAUUGGAUUCUGACUACAAAAUGUCCCUGUGGUAGAAAUCUUCUUAUGCCUGGUGCAGUAUAAUUCCCAAGUGUACUGUUGACCAGAAAAAAAAAAACACCUAAUAAAAAAUGAAAUAUGAAAAUUA
This is a messenger RNA of Lemur catta (Ring-tailed lemur), 3442 nucleotides long. It is a transcript of the gene KCTD6, whose product is annotated as potassium channel tetramerization domain containing 6. Bases 2013 to 2726 code for a protein of 237 amino acids. The transcript has 3 exons. Gene Ontology annotation, biological process: ubiquitin-dependent protein catabolic process; protein homooligomerization. The record is from RefSeq and is a predicted model, not a curated record. NCBI's taxonomy places the organism in Eukaryota, Metazoa, Chordata, Mammalia, Primates, Lemuridae. Gene Ontology annotation, molecular function: cullin family protein binding.